Gigantopelta aegis is the source of this 1957-nucleotide messenger RNA. RefSeq lists its product as uncharacterized. The record is from RefSeq and is a predicted model, not a curated record. The transcript is spliced from 3 exons. Bases 103 to 1080 code for a protein of 325 amino acids. NCBI's taxonomy places the organism in Eukaryota, Metazoa, Mollusca, Gastropoda, Neomphalida, Peltospiridae.
CGCGUCUGUUUGAUUUUCAGGAUGUGAGGUCGGCCUCAUCACCUAGUUCUUUUCAUAGCGAUGAGGCGCUGACAACACAGGUGGUCCGUCGCGUGAUGAACGAUGCUGGUUCGACUUCAGAGUAAACUCUUCUGGAAGGUGGCCACGGUGUGUGUGCUGCUGUACACCAUCCUGCACGUGCUCGUUAUGAAACCUGUGUGUAUGAUGGGUGUGGUUCCCCUCUCUCACUACUCUGAGUAUGAAGGCGUGGCCGACGAGCCACACAACCUCACCAUAGUUACCGCCUAUUUCAACCUCGGCCGAUUCAGGAAAGGCAGCGAAGGAAAUUCCUUUGGCCCGGAUAUGUACAAGACAUGGGGAUCUGUCUAUCGGUACAUGCACAACCCGGUUAUCUUUUACACCGACAGCGACGAUUUUGCCUCAGUGUUCACAGCAAUGCGAUUCGCCUUCCCAAACCUGACCCGGGUGAUAAAAAUAGAUCGAAAUGACCUCUGGGCGUUCCAGUGGGUGGAGAGAAUACGGGAGAUUUAUUCCGAUCCAAAUUACCCAAAGUUCCACCCCAACACCGUCGUCCCGGAAUAUACUUGCUCACAACAUGCGAAAUACGCAUGCGUCGAGGACGCCAUUUUGAAGAAACACGUCCGCACCAAAUACGUCAUGUGGCUGGACUUCGGCUACUUCCGGUUAAUUACGGAACGGAAACGUCACUUCCGGAUGACGCUCCCGCCACAUUUUGACGACCGGAAGAUCGCGAUCAACCAGUUAAACUACAAGACACUGACCGAAUCGCCGCACGACAUCUUCUGGAACAACGACCUGUGGGUGGGCGGGGGGCUGGUGCUAGGAGAGCAGUCUCUGUUCGUGCGGUUCAUACGGAAUUACCGCGCAGCGGUACAGCGCUACCUGGACAUGUCGCUGAGCUCAACGGACCAACAAGUUCUGUUCGCCAUGUUCACGUUGAGGGAGAGGAACAUUCUGAAUCCAGUCGACCUGCAGACGUACGUCUGGGACGUGUUCGGCAGCUGCUGGUACUACCUCGGAUAUCAGUGCUACAAGGAACUGAAAUCAGAAACGGUUUAAGAAGAUAUUCCGAAAUCAGAGUUGUCGAGGUGACAAUGGUGGUUAUGAUGAUGAUAAAUAACAACGGUGAUAACAUGAUGUGAGGCGAAGUUGGAAAUCAGGUUAUUGGGAUGACGAGGAUGAUGGUGGUAACAAGAUAAUAUAUGUUCUGUUUUUUUGCUGGUAUUACUUAGAUCAUCAGUGCGACAAGGAAACGAAAACACAGUUUGAGACGAUAUUCCAAAUGAGGUCAUUGGGAUGACGAUAGCGAUGAUGUUAACAACAGCAGUGAUAUUACGACGUCUUCUACAUCUGCUAGUAUUAACUAAGUGCCAUAAGAAACAGUUUACUGGGAUGAUGAUGAUGAUGAUGAUGAUGAUGAUAAUACGGUUAUCUGAUAUGUUCCGUUUUUGCUGAUAUUUCAUAGGACAUCUAUGCGACAAGAAAAUACGAAAUCAAUUUAUUGAGAUGAUGACUAUAGUGAUAGUGAUAGUGAUGAUGGUGGGUGAUGAUGGUCAUGGUCAUUAUAACGGAGGCGAUGAUAUAAUGUGUUCCGCUUUUACUAGCAUUACUCAAGCUACCGUGUUCAAGCAGCUUUACUGUACUGUACACCAAUAUGACAAGAACGCGAAACUGCAGUUUAAAACACUAUUAGAAGUCAGGUUAGUGUUCAGAGUGACGAUCAUACUGACGGUAACCAUUAUGUGUUCGCCAGUUGCUGGGAUGUUAGUGCUACAAGGAAAUGAAAACACAGUUCAGGCGUCAUUAGAAAUGAAGAUAUUGUUAUGAUGACGAUGAUGCUAAUGAUGAUGCUAUUGAUAAUGAUGAUGAUCCUCUUGAUGAUACGAUGCUGAUGAUGCUAUUGAUGAUGAUAAUAUUGAUGAUAAUGAUAAUGCUA